This is a messenger RNA of Pantherophis guttatus, 6594 nucleotides long. RefSeq names its product Rho GTPase activating protein 20 (gene ARHGAP20). Gene Ontology annotation, molecular function: GTPase activator activity. Gene Ontology annotation, biological process: signal transduction; regulation of Rho protein signal transduction. The record is from RefSeq and is a predicted model, not a curated record. NCBI's taxonomy places the organism in Eukaryota, Metazoa, Chordata, Lepidosauria, Squamata, Colubridae.
UUGGCCUCGAGGUGGGCGGGGCCAGCCGUGCCGCUGUCUGCCGCACUCGCUUUUUUUGCCUCUCGCUUUGCGCUGAAUCCGCUGUUGGCGCUGGCAGUUUCCGCGGCGGCGGAGGCGGCGCUGCUUUUUUUGCGCGCUUUCCCGUUGCUGCCUUUAAUUCUCCAAUGAGAGGCUCCGAGGAAGGCUGCUUUUUUUGCCUCAGGAUCGAGGACCAGCCUGGGAUGACCUCAGGUUUGCUCUGGGCUGUUUGAGCAGCGCGGCCCCGUCCAAGGGAAUCUAAUGGAAGCGAUGUCCCCGCAACAGGAUCACGUCGGCCAGGGGCGAUCUUCCUCCCUGACCGGAGGGAAUCGCCGCUCCGCCGCUCCGGAGGGCAAAAAGCAGAAAAUGAAGAGCUUGGCCCAAAGACGUCAGUCAGCACCAUCCCUGGUUCUCAGCAAAGCUCUGAACAAAGCCAGAACAAGUGCCAGGGAAGGCUGCUUCUCCCCAAUCAGUCCGGAGACAUGUCCACUGGUACAGUCCUUCCUUUCUCCAGCUCGAGCAUUCCUAUUGGAAGGACAUGUACAACUGAAGACGGGCCUGCAGACUCAGGAACGACACCUGUUCCUCUUUACUGACAUCCUUGUGGUUGCUAAAUCCAAGUCCCAGUUGCAUUUCAAACUGAAGACCCAGGCCCGCCUGUCUGAAAUGUGGACUGCUUCUUGCUUGGAAGAGGUCUGUGAGAGCAGCACUAAUGCCGACCGAUCUUUCGUUUUGGGAUGGCCCACAACCAACUGCGUCGCCAGUUUCAGUUCCGUCGAGCAAAAAGAGAAGUGGCUCACUUCCCUUCAAAGUCGAAUGAAAGAAGAGAAAGCAAAAGACUAUCCCAAGAGUAUUCCGUUGAAGAUUCUUGCAAAGGAUAUUGGAAAUUGUGUAUAUUCAAAAACCUUAACCAUUACUAACCUGGACACGGCAAACGACGUCAUCCUCUUGGCUCUCCAGCAGCUUGGAAUUAAUGGUUCUGAGAAGGAUUAUCAGCUGUGGGUUAAUUCUGGAAAAGAAGAUGCCCCUUAUCCUCUUAUUGGGCAUGAAUAUCCUUUUGGAAUUAAAAUGAACCACAUUCGUGACACUUUGCCCCAGACAGAGGGGUCAAAGGAUGGCGAUUGCCCUCUGGAUCUUCAAGGAGCCUUCCUAAUAGAACAAUUGCCCCGUGAGCUUCAGUGCCAGUUCAUUCUCAAGCCAAGCCGACUGGCCACUGGGCAUCAGUUGAAUGAGUUAAGCCAAAAGCCAUUUAAAAGGAAAAGAUCGAUUAUAAACUGGGCCUUCUGGCGAGAAACAGGUGCUCCAGUGGAUCAUUUAGUGCCAUCUCCAACGUCUUCCAAAUCAGGGAAGCUGUUUGGCCUUUCCCUCUCAUCCAUCUGUGAGAAUGAUAAUCUGCCCAAACCUAUCUUGGAUAUGCUUUGCUUUCUUUAUCAAGAGGGACCGUUUACUCGGGGUAUUUUCAGACGUUCAGCAAAUGCAAAAUCCUGCAGAGAGCUGAAAGAGAAGCUUGACUCGGGUGAAGACGUACACCUAUUUUGCGAGUCUGUGUUUGUGAUAGCCUCUGUGUUUAAGGAUUUCCUUCGUAACAUCCCAGGAAGCAUCUUCUCAUCCGAGCUCUGUGAUCAGUGGGUUUCCUUAAUGGAUGAAGGGAACCAUGAACAGCAAAUGAAAAUCAUCCACAGACUAAUGGAACAGCUUCCAAAAGCCAAUGUAGUGCUGUUGCGUUACCUCUUUGGAGUAUUACACAGCAUACAAAAGCAGUCUGAAGGCAACCAGAUGACCGCAUUCAAUUUAGCAGUGUGCAUCGCACCCAGCUUGCUCUGGCCUCCAGCUCCUGCAAAUCCAGGGACUGAAGGAGAAUUCACCAAGAAGGUUUCUGUCCUUGUACAGUUUCUCAUCGAAAAUUGCUGCAGGAUCUUUGGGGAAGAACUUGUCUCUGUCUUUGCAGAUAUUAUGCCCAAACAUGAUAACCGGGAAGACGGUUCAGAUCUCUCUUCUUUUCACCUGAAUGACUCCUCCUACGAUAGUUUGGAAAAUGAAUUAAAUGACUGCACAGAUCCCGCAUUUAACAACCUUUUUAAAAAACGAGGGAAAGAGAACAGGAGUAGAGACUCCGUUUUGACUUUGAGCGACUGUGAUUUGGACUCGCCAGAAGCUGGAGAUGCUCAGAUUAAAUUACCAAUCAAAUCUCAGCCAGUGUCCAUUUCUGUGGGCUUCCAUCACAAAUCUUCGUCACGGGAGCACUCUGAGAAUGAGUCUCUGUGUUCCAUCACGUCAGGUUAUUCAUCAACGGCCAUCUCAGAUGUUCUGAAAAGCUCAAGAAGGCAUAGGCGCUGUUCAGAGCCCACGAUUGGUCUUCUUGACUCCAAGUUUACACCACUCAGUGGGUUUCAUGAAAGCGCUGUACGCAAAGCCAGCUGUGAUGCUGUUCUGUCCCACACAAAUGAAGACUAUCUUGAGCAGUUUCGUUCUCUCCAAGUAGAAGGCCAGAAACUUAUAAAUCAGAAUUUGGUUAUGGGGAUAGAAGUAAGCAACAAGGAUGGUCCUGAAAGUCAUAUCGGUGAAAAGAAAGAUGUUUCUAACCGUCUCCUCCUGCCGCCACCACUUAGGUUAAAUAUUUGCUCAAGGACUAGCUGCUCUAGCCUCUCAUCACCAGGAACUUCCCCAUCAGGGUCUUCAAUGAGCUCUCUUGAUAGUGCUUUUUCCCAGUUUUCGGACUAUUCGGUGUUUACCCCAACCGAGGCUUCCUCUCCUCUAGACUGUGCCUUUCAGCCACAGAGGAAAUUUGGAGAGGUUUCUCCUGAUUUUAAUCCUUUUUCAGGAAUUCACCUUGGAUCCGGAGUUAGCGCUUUUUCUAACCAAGCCAACAAUAACCAAACCAGCAGCUUGAUACCUAUUAAGAAAGAGAACCUGGAAUGGCUUCCUCACAAAAACCCGGUCACUCUGCAUCCCAGCACAUGGUUGAAAAGUGGUGCUUCCACCAUGAAAAACUGGACUCUACGGAAAAGGGAAAGAGCCUCCAAGCAGAAUGAGAAAAAUAACACUUCUGUGAAAAUAACUUUGGAGUCAACAACAUUUCCCUCUGAGAGUAAUUUAGCUCAGGGGCAACAAGGAACGGGCAGCAUUUGCGCAACGGAUGGCAAUUCUGUGGCGGGGCACUUGGGGAGCGGAUCUUCUCAGGAAGUUGGGCAGCUCACUAGCCUUCCUUUUUGUGCCAUGGAAGCCCAGGAGAAACGGCUAAAGGCCUUGGAGCUUUUAGCAGAGCAUAGCAAGGAAGAGGAAGAAGAGGAAAAUUCUACAGUGUUUGUUUCUUACAAACAACAACAACCCAGUCUUAAGCCACAGUCUCAAAAUAAACCCAAGCCAGAGGCUGAUUUGGGGGCUGACCAUCAGCGGGUCAUUGAGAGAAAGUUAAACGAAACCACCCGUUUCACAGGAGUUGCAGUCCAGCAAGCAGCAGAUUCCAAAACUGAUAAAUCUUCAUUGAUCAGAGAGCCCAAAGAUGCUGACAUCAACUUGGAAAAUGAAUGUUGUGCUUCUUCACACUUAGUCAAGGAUGAGGAUGAAUGUUCAUUUCAAAUGGCUCCAAGUAAUAAAAGCUUUUCCAAAACCCCAGAAGGAACCGAUGCUAAUAAAAUGGAAUGGCUGAAAAAGUUGUGCAGUGAUCCCAAAUUCAAGGACACAGACCAGAAAUUUUUCACAGAGGAAUCCUAUGUUUGAGCAACUGAUAUCAAAGAAUGUUAUUUCAAUUUAACUUGGUGUUGCUUUAAUAUCCCAGGGGAUAUCGUCUCAUCAGGGAACUGAGGGAAGUUGUGCUAUUUGAGGGAUGAGUGGAAUGAUUUUUCUUAGCUAUAUUCUUGCAAUUUUUAAAGGCAUUUCCUGGUAUCUAGGAAGGUCACAUGAAAUGAUUUAAGAGAAACACUUGAUUGUAUAACACUAGCAAACACUUGUGUACGUGCUUGCUAUGUAACUUUUUAAAAAUAGCUCAUAUAUAUUCUGGACAUUGUAAAUUUAUGUUUUGUGUCCAUGGUGAUUUGGCUGUAAUGUGUUACGAUCAGCUUGGCCUUCAUAGCUUUGGUAUUGUAUUGCUCUUUUGAAGCCAAUGGUCCAUUUCAUUGUUCUCCAAGAAAGGAUGUCUUAAACGUUUUAUGAGGAAUCUGUUCAGUAGUUGCAGUCACUUUCUUCCCUUACCAAGAAAGGGGGGUGGGGGAUAAAGGAUGACUUUUGAACUUUUUUGUAACUUAAAAGUCCAAGUUAUAUGUAUUUCACCAUUCUGUGUUCCAUUUGGCUAUUAAUUUUUAUUUGUUCCAUUUUUUUUGUUUAUGAUGAUGCUCUCCAAUGGCAUUACAUUUUGCUGGUGGUGGUAGUGAUGGCAUUGCAGGCAGAGCUUACAUAAUUAUUCUACGUGUCUUUAUUAUAAUAUAUUGAAAGUAAUGCAUUUAUCUUCCAAAAGCUUCAAGAUUGUAUAAUAUAUCUUGGUAUAUUAUUUUUUUUGCUAUUGUAUAUGUUCUGAAAUAAAUGUGUAUUUUUGUACAUGUGGAAAAUACCUUUUGAGUGGGUGGGCUCUGGCAGGGAUGUGUAAACCAUUCACUGAAAUACAGAAGUGCAUGCAGCUCCUGCUUAAUGACCAAAAUUGGGAUCAGCAAUUCUGAUGCUAAGUGUUGCAGACAUUAAGUGAAACAUCACAGGACUGCAACAGACUUAUGACGUUACUUCUGCCGUGGUUGUUAAGUGAGAUAUCAUGUGACCCAGUGGUGGGUUGCUCCCGGUUCGCACCGGUUCGCAAGAACCAGUAGUAAAAAUUUGUAGUAGUUCGGAGAACUGGUAAUAACAUUGGCUGGCCACGCCCCCGAACCGGUCCCCGGCCCAGUCGCCGCUUGCUUACCCCACCCACCUUAUCAGAGGCUUUUUUUUAAUUUUAUUUUUACAAGCAUUUUUUCUACAACCUCUUCGGCCGAAAAAAUGCUUGUAAAAGUUUUUUUAAAAAGCCUCUGAUGAUCGCGCGGCUCAGCUGGGAUUGUCAGAGGCUUCUGAAAGCAUUUUUUUCUGCAACCUCUUCGGCCAAAGAGGUUGUAGGGGGGAAAAAUGCCUUUAAAAAGCUCUGGCGAUCCCAGCUGAGUUGCCUGAUCAUCAGAGGCUCCUGAAAGCAUUUUUUUCUGCAACCUCUUACGGUUGUAAAAAAAAUGCUUUAAAAAGUUUUUAAAAAAACAGUUGGCCACACCCACCCAGUCACAUUACCCCCACCACCACCAAGCCAUGCCCAUAAAAUAAGCCAUGCCCACAGAACCAGUAGUAAAAAUUUUUAGAACCCACCCCUGAUGUGACCGCACCUUGCAAUUACAAUGCCGGUUUCUCCGUUGACUCUGCUUGCGGAAGCCAGCUGUGAAGUGCACAAAAGAUGAUCACGUGACCCAGGGAUGCUAUGACAGUUAUAAAUACAGUGGUACCCUGGUACUCUUUGUUAAUUGGUUCUAAGAGACAUACUGAGUACUAAAAAUAAGUACCAAGCAAACCAUGUGACUUACCACAUCACCCUUUGUUUUGGCCAGGAAGGACUUUCUGUCUCUUCCUUUUCCUAUGUCAGAGACCCUCCCAGCAUGGCCGACUUCCUGUUCGCCCUCUGCGACCAUCCCCCACUUCCUUUUCCAGUGACGUUCCCAGCAUAGCCGAUUUAUAUCAAAUCAAGACCAAAUCAAACUAGAAAAUUAAAUUGAAUUAAAGUUAAUGUGGUAAAUCAUUUAAAAAUUCUCAUUUUUUUGGUCACAUGAAAACUACAAAUUGGCAGCAUAUUUUGGAAUAAUUAUUGAGUAUGGAGUGUUUGCUGGUUGUCGAUUUAAAUAGGUCAUCAGUCUUAAUUUUUGCAACCCUGUGAUUUCUUCUUUUGCAUUCCCAGUUUCCUUCAGGACAGCUCUUCUUCUACUGUGAACUCUUGCCUUGAACUGCUUGAAUGGAUUAUUCAGUUGAUGAGGCAAGAAAUCAGCCAGUAAAACAACUUCUUCUCGGCUUGUUUCCUUUUUUUUAAAGUUGUGCUAAAGAAGACAAAAGCUCUGACAUUGACAUUGGGAAGCUGUAAUUCUGGCUCCUAUUGCUUUGGUGUUUUGUUGUGGAGGGGAAAACUCAUAGUCUUCAGACCAUUGAGAAUUUAAGAAUAAUUAUAAUUUCUCAUCCAAGAAGUAGUGCUGCUUUGUGGGCUCAGGGCUGCCCACAUACCAUGUGUUUUCUCGCCCAACAGUUAUCUGAGCAUAUGGAAGGAACUUCUAUUGAUCUGUUCAUAACGGAACAUGCUGGGUAAUUUUAAAAUUUGAGCGACUGAAAAGUAGUCACGCCUCUUCAGAGGAGAGUCCCCACAAUCUGGGGUUUUAAAUUAUUUUGCUUUUAAAUUGAUUUUAAACCACUGUUUGUUUCCUUUAAACCAGAUGGAUAAACUUCAGGAAGGUGGUAUCUUUUCUCUUAAAAACCUAUGAUUCACUAACAAGCAUCCCGUUCAAAAAUGGGACCAGGGCAAUUAGACUGUUUAUCCAUUGUACCUGAGAUGGUCAGAUUUGUAUGUGGCAGGAAUAAAACUGCUCAUUUUAA